AUGCGCCAGUUUGUGGAUCACAUUUUCUCCUCCUUCUUCGGAGCGACGGGCUGGAACAGAGACAACAGCUACUCGGAGCUGAACGCGACAGCACUCGAACUCCUCAAUUUCGACAUCCCCCACGGCCUCAGCUUCACGCUCUCGUCUCUCGCGACCCCGAAAUUCGCGACAAGCUACCAGCUCGGGACCCUGGGUGCCGUCGACGGCUCCCUCGCCUACCUAUACAGCUCGACGCCCCUCCGAGACGUCGUCGCGCGGUCUGACCGGAUCCCGCUCCCCGCGCUCCUGCGCUCGUACCGCCAACUGAGCGACCCGCUGGGCGUCCGCAAGCAGCAGGCCUGCCCGCCGACCUCGGCGGGUUCGCCUGGGGGCGGCACCGGCGCCCCGGUGGGCGGGAGUCGUGGCUUGCGGGAACUCCUUGAUGGAAAUUACCUGCUCUACGGCCGCUUGUACCUCCCGCAGUCAACCCUCGAGGCAUCCCUCAUCAAGAGGCUCACGCCGGCGUUGCAGGUGCAGAUCGCCGCCGUGAGCGACGGGUCGCUGCGGAAUGGCGGCACAAUACUGGCGUGGACGCAAUACGACCAAGGGAAUUUCGGCGUGGAAGGAUUGGCUUCGACAGAUGGCGGUUUGCUCGGGCUGCGAGGCCUCUACAAUUUCGGCGGAGAUGCCUCACCGACGGGCUCUCCGGCACCGGGAGCUGGCGAGGCCGCAGAAAACGGCAACGCCGUAGAGCGGGAGAGGAUCUAUGGCCGGUUCAGUGUCGGCGGAGAGCUCUACUACGGGACCUUGAACAAGUCUGGAGGCAUGUCGUUGGGGGCACGCUUCGCUACUCUGCCGGCCCACCGGGGAACACCGCUUACGGCAACGCUGACGAUCAAUCCGCUCAUGGGCAACAUCAGUGCCACCUACGCGGUACACACCCGGCAAUACUGCUCGUUGGCGACCAGUAUGAACUUCAACGUCUAUAGUUAUGAGAGCGAUUGGAAAGUGGGCAUGGAGCUGUGGAGCAAAAGACGACCUGGCGGAUUCCUUCUCGGAGUUGAACCCGACCCGACCCCACCGCAACCCCAUCGAGAGGAACGACCGAAGAGGAAGGAGAGGAGUUUCCAGGCGAAACUGGAGUGGCGAUUGGACGAACCGGAGGCCGAGGCGGCCGCGCCGGCCAGCGUCGGAGAUGAGGGCGAAUAUCUGGGUCUGUUGAAAGCGAGGAUCGACCAGAAUCUGAGGAUCGGGCUCCUGUGGGAGGGUCGCGUCCAGUCGCUAAUCUUCAGCCUCGGAACCGGCAUCGACUUGCAUAGGCUGGACCAGGCAUUCCGGACAGUCGGGCUCCAGAUCCAGUACUCGUCGUGA
Molecule: messenger RNA, 1350 nt
Organism: Phialemonium atrogriseum
Lineage: Eukaryota; Fungi; Ascomycota; Sordariomycetes; Cephalothecales; Cephalothecaceae
Product: mitochondrial distribution and morphology protein 10
Exons: 3
Coding region: 1-1350 (449 amino acids)
Biological process (GO): protein insertion into mitochondrial outer membrane; establishment of mitochondrion localization; phospholipid transport
Cellular component (GO): ERMES complex; SAM complex
Source: RefSeq, a predicted model, not a curated record